AUCGUUCACCGGAUUUGGUGGUCGGGGAGCAUCAACCGCCAAUUUGUCAUCUUAGUGCUUUGUUAAGUGUUAUCGGGACCAGUAUGAAGAAAUUUCUAGUGCUUUCAAUGGCUGUUGCCAUUGCGAUGGGUGCAGCCAUCGAAAAGUCUGAUAAGGAAGUGGACAGCAGCAAGGAUGCUAUCAAGGCUGAAGAUCAGCCAAAAGUACAUGAAAAGCGGGGCCUCAGCGACUACGCACAUGGGUAUGGACAUCCGGAUGUGAUGAAUGGAUUCAAGCCUUCGUACGGAUACGAAUCUGCUGAUAGUGCUGAAGUAAGGUAUAUCAAGGUGUACCGUCAGAAGAGUCACGAUCUGAAGGACGAAAAGCACACCAUCAUCACCAAGAAAAUCCCAGUCCCAUACAAGGUGGAAGUAGAGAAGCACACCAUCAUCGAGAAGAAGGUUCCAGUUCAUAUUGAUCGACCAGUGCCAUACCGCGUUGAAGUUGAGCGUAAGGUUCCUGUCUACGUCGAAAAGAAGGUUGCCGUGCAUGUCGAUCGUCCCGUUCCAUAUCCAGUGAAGGUGCCUUACCCAGUCGAAGUCGAGAAGAAGGUCCCAGUGUACGUCGAAAAGAAGGUCCAUGUUGACCGUCCAGUCCCAUAUCCCGUCGAAGUGGAAAAGAAGGUUCCAGUCGUCGUAGAAAAGAAGGUCCCGGUGCACGUAGAGCGAUUUGUCCCUGUUCCAGUGGAAGUUAAGGUUCCCGUGGUUCACAAGGUCGAGGUUGAAGUGCCCAAGCCCUACACCAUCCAGGUCCCAAAACCAUUUCCGGUGUACAUCGAAAAGGAAGUCGUCAAACACGUCGAUCGACCAGUGCGCGUAGAAGUAGAGAAGAAGGUUCCAGUUCCGAUUGUUCACAAGGUCGAGGUCCCAAAACCCUACGCUGUCAUCCUAGAGAAGCCAGUUGUGGUUGAAAAACGCCCAGGCCACCACGAACAUCACCAAACUCAGCAGGAAGUCCGUCCAGUUGCCCUGAAGCUCACCAAGUUCGUGUCCGAGCCAAUUCAUGAAUCUCACGAAGAUGACCAUGAACACCACAGCCAUGAAGAAUACGUUCAUCAUGUCCCUGAACAUCUAGUUCAGCACAAGGAUGAAAGCCAUGACAGCGCAGAACACCAUCAACAUCACCACCAGCAGCAGGUGCAUCAUCACGAAGAUGAUCACCACCAGCACGAGUACCGUCAUCAUCAUCAGCAGCAGCAGCACGAAGAACACCACCACAUCCCGGUUCACCACAAACGGGAAUCGUCCAAGAACUGAAUGAUGACAAGCUAUCGUGCGAACUUGAGUGCAAUCGAAGUUUGGUAACCUUCACCUUUCUCUAGUCUAGCUGAUAAGAAACGCACUGAGCAAAUGCAAAUAUUCGUGGUUCCUAAACUUUUAUUUGCAGUUUGUCGAUGUAGAAUGAUCCUGUUUUCCCCUAUUUCCUGUUAUAAAAAAAAUUGUUGUCCUCCUAAAUAAAACCUGUUAA
Molecule: messenger RNA, 1506 nt
Organism: Uranotaenia lowii
Lineage: Eukaryota; Metazoa; Arthropoda; Insecta; Diptera; Culicidae
Product: titin-like
Exons: 2
Coding region: 84-1295 (403 amino acids)
Source: RefSeq, a predicted model, not a curated record